Molecule: messenger RNA, 888 nt
Organism: Brassica napus (rape)
Lineage: Eukaryota; Viridiplantae; Streptophyta; Magnoliopsida; Brassicales; Brassicaceae
Product: probable zinc transporter cis4
Exons: 1
Coding region: 1-801 (266 amino acids)
Source: RefSeq, a predicted model, not a curated record
AUGAACCUAAAACCUCUCUGCAACCAUUCUCUUUGUACCUACUUUUACCUUUUGAGUAUGUAUAUAACGAGAACUCACCGAAGAUCUCUCUUCACAUACACAUACACAUACAUCUCCAUGGAAACUCUUUUUCUUGUAGCUAUUAUCCUUCUGGCUCUUUCCUCUUCCUCUAUCACGCGAGGCCAGAGAAUCGUAGAGAUUCCACCACCGCGUCCACUAUGCGCCUCUCAAUACGCUCUGGCUAACUACGCCUGCUCACGUCUCCCAAUGAACACUGUCCCACUUCCUUCCCCCAUUGCCCCACCUCCUCCCAUCUUUCCUCCUCCUCCCGACCAUGACCAUCAUGACCAUGACCACGACGAUGAUCAUCACGAUCACGACCAUGACGACGACGACCACGACCAUGACGACCAUGACCAUGACAACGAUGAUCACCACCAUAAUCACCGUGACCACGACCAUGAUCACGAUGACCAUGACCAUGAUCACAACCGCGACCACGACCAUGAUCACGAUGACCACGAUCAUGAUCACGAUGACGAUGACCAUGACCACCACAACAGCCACAGACGCCACCAUCGGCGCCGUCACCACCACCGCCAUCAUCAUCACAGACACAGAGAGGAGACGUAUGCUCAGCAAGAGUGCUGCAAGUGGGUGAAGCAAAUGGACAACGAGUGCGUGUGUGACCUUCUGGUUAGGCUGCCGCCAUUGCUAGCGAAACCAGCUCAUGACUAUACAGUCUUUGUGGAUGAGUCCUGCAUUGUCACUUUCACCUGCGGAGGCAGACUCAUUCGCUGAUCAAUCCUCCUCUUUCACUCUCAUUGUCUUAAUAUCCUUUUGUUUUAUCGUCUUUUCUUUAGCUGUAAUAAACAAAACAUUCCUUUA